AGAUACGUCAAAACAAUGUGACAUAACCACCACGAGCAAAGUGUGUAACUUCGCGAUGUGUUUAUCAAUUUUACAAUUUUCCUUGAAGUUUUGAAUACAGUAGUGUCUUGAAUUUAAUUUAUUAUAUUAAUCGCCAUCAUGUCUUACACACUAAUGCGCUAUUUGAGGCGUACAGCGCUAGUAUCACCGCAAAUUCGCUUGGAACAUACCUUGACAAACCUAACCCAAGAAGAUUUCGUAUUUCGGCCUCCCCUAGCUCAGUGGAGCAAAGUUAUAAGGCAAGCAGAGAAGAUAGUGGGAUACCCAACCUCUUUUAUGAACCUGCGAUGGUUGUUGAGCGACGAAUUCGCCAAUUUAGCGAUGCACUUACGGAAAGUUGUGGACACCGACCAUCCAAUCAUAAAGACAGCAAAGACGGUCCUAUACAAUGAGCACAACAACCUCCAACCGUGGGGGCUCGUCAUCCUGCUGCUAUCCAAAGCAGUCAACCCUGGCUACUCAACGUUAAAACAGGACUCCAUCUCAGAGAACCAAAGAAUACUGGCCGAACUGACCGAAAUGAUACGCACAGGCCACUACAUUCAUCGAGGCCUUCUAAACGUACCCAUUGAAGACAGAGACAAGAAUAUCGACACAACUAUGUUCGCUAAUAAAAUAGCAAUACUAAUUGGUGACUAUUUGCUUGUCACUGCCAAUGGGAUGUUGGCCAGACUAAAAAAUCAAGACCUCUCGUAUUUAAUAUCAACAGCAUUACGGGACAUAAGUGAAGGGGAGUUCUUCGGCGAUAGAGAUUCUCAAAAUAUGCCACUACCUGGCAAGCCUAUAAGGAGUGAAGUGGAUGAUUUCCAAAUAUGUAGUGAUACUUUGCCGUUAGAUGUUACAAGAACUCUCGGCUCUCCAAUAAGAGAGUGGACGUUACGGACUAUGUACAACGGAGGGUCACUCUUCGGCCGAGGGUGUCAAGGUACUGUGUUACUGGCCGGCCAGACCUUGGAAGAGCAAGAAAAAGCUUAUCUUUUCGGCUCUCAUUUGUGUUUAGCGUGGCAAGCGGCCAGUGAAUUGCAAAAGCUGACAUCAGAAAGCAAUAAAUCAUAUUCCUUAGUAAGUGCACCAGUCUUGUUCGCUCUAAAUGAUAACCCCAAUUUGUACGAUACAAUAGCAAAAGGUAAACAAAAUAUAACUAGCAUAGAUUUAGAAAAAUUAAAAUUUGAUAUUUUUAAAACUGAUGCAGUUGAACGGACUAAAUUGCUGUAUCUAAAGAACUCAAAUAAAGCUGCCAGUUACAUAGAAAUGUUCGGUGACAGUGAAGUUAUUGAUACAAUAAAGAGGUUAAUAAAGACGUUGUAGUAGAAAUUAUAAUAAGCAGUACACUUAGAUACUUUUAAGUUAUUUGUAAAUCCAUUUUUGUUCGUCAGUUGUGAAGGACUUCAUUAAUUUUAUAAAUAAACUGGCUUUUUAUAACAAUUUAAAAACUCGAAAAUUCAGGUUCCUAUAUUUCAUUUUACAGUAUUAUUAAUUUGCAUCCUAUAUUAUUUUAGUUAUGUUAGAAAUAUAUUGUUGAGUACCCACUACAAGUAGGGUUUCUAACUAUCUAGCCUGGUAAUUGUCCACUCUGGCCUGGUAAUAAUUAAUUAAUAAUGGCAUAAGGUACAAACAUUACAUGACCUCUGUUAAAUGGUGAUAAAUACUGUUGUAAACAAUAAUUCGCGAAAUAAGCGUUAGUACAAGACAGUAACAGCUCUAACGUGAUCUAACGUUUUAUGUAAAUCGGCGAUAGAAUGAUAUUAGAUUCCAAAAAAAAUAAACGCGCGAAUAUUCGCCUAAUACAGAUUCACAAAUCGUCGAAGGUAUGGAUGGAUACUACGACUACAAGUUUUUAGUGCCUGCCUUAAGACUGCCCUAAGCUAAAAAGUCGCUCCAUUUUAAAGCACUGUAAGUCGAAUGCCCUUCCUUAGUUAUGAUUGUCUUUAUGUGUCUUAUGUAUUUUAUAUGUGUUAAAUAGAGCAUUUAUUCGUAUUCGAAUUGUUACAGACGGUAGGUACCUAGAAGGUACCAGUGAAAAUGAUUAGAUACCUCUGAAAGGAAUCGUUUAUUAUUGUUUUUAGUAAAUAUACAUUUUAACUAUGUUAUGUGAUAAUA
This is a messenger RNA of Ostrinia furnacalis (Asian corn borer), 2139 nucleotides long. RefSeq names its product decaprenyl-diphosphate synthase subunit 2. NCBI's taxonomy places the organism in Eukaryota, Metazoa, Arthropoda, Insecta, Lepidoptera, Crambidae. Gene Ontology annotation, biological process: isoprenoid biosynthetic process; ubiquinone biosynthetic process. Gene Ontology annotation, cellular component: transferase complex; mitochondrion. Bases 139 to 1347 code for a protein of 402 amino acids. The transcript is spliced from 2 exons. Gene Ontology annotation, molecular function: prenyltransferase activity. The record is from RefSeq and is a predicted model, not a curated record.